Messenger RNA from Clonostachys byssicola, 960 nucleotides. NCBI's taxonomy places the organism in Eukaryota, Fungi, Ascomycota, Sordariomycetes, Hypocreales, Bionectriaceae. The record is from the annotation of a GenBank genome assembly.
AUGAAGUCAUUAUUCGAUUAUUCUCCGUGGUGUUGGGGAGAAAAGUAUGCCUAUGGCCAUGGUCGCCUCCUUCCUGGGGAUUGCGCCUCCAGGGACAGCCUUUUGCACAUUGCUUGCCGGCUGGGAUCGUUAGAUAACGCCAAAACACUCUUAGAGUUCGGAGCGAGGGUAAACAUCCAAAAUAGCCUUGGACAAUAUCCACUUCAUCUUGCCAUGUCAUCACUUGACAAAGUCCUCCUGCUAUUUGAGCAUGGAGCAGACCCGAACUGCCGUGAUAACGGAUGCACUCCCCUUCACUGGGACUAUGACGGAAGGAGCUUUACAUGGGUUACAAAUGCGCGGGUCAGAAAAAAUCACCUUCGCUCAGAAGAAGGUCUUCUUGUCACGAGAGAAUUUAUCAAGAGGAACGCCGACCUCGAGGCCGAGGAUGACAACAAUCUUACGCCACUCGAGGUAGCGUGCUUCUGUCAUGCCACCAAAAAGCUUGAGCUCAUACUGGAGCAACUCGUGGCAAGUCCAGGUGUUCUUGAAAAACCACGCUCUAGACUGCUUCCCAUCGCGUGCUCAUUCACCAACAGCCAAUUACGCGAAAAUGACUACUUAGGAAAUGAAAUGGCGUUUAAUUGCAUUCCUAUUCUCUGCCAGUACGGAUUUAAUAUCAACGCACAAGAUGAGAAUGGAAUACCACGUCUCCAGCACCUCCUGUCAUUUGGUGAUGAUAAUAACGUCAAGAAUUUCUCUGGCCGAACCGCUCUUCACAUUCUUGCCGCCAAAGGAAACCCCGAAGAUAUCAAAAUGUUAGCCGAUUCAGGGGCUAUGUUAAUAGCAGAGAUGAUGAGAGACAAACACCACUUCACGCAGCAGUCUCUACAGAGUAUCGCAAUUUUCACAAAGUCAAAAUACUCAUCAAGCUCGGCGCCGAGAUCAACAGCAGGGACAUUUGGGAACGAACACCAUUAG